AUGGGCGCGCCCGACAGGAAGCAGUAUCGCAGCUCGAGCGAAAAUCACAGCGGGGAGGAGGGGAGCUCCUCGGACGAUGAACGGACCAGGAAGAGGAGGCUACUUGAGAGGAGGCGAUGGAUGAUAGAGAAGGAAAGAGAUGACAUGAUGAAUCGGAGGAGAAGGAGAGAAGAAGAAAGCAUCGAUAGGGAGAAGAGAAGGAGAAACAGAAGAAUGGUAAACAACAGCAGCGAGGAGGAGGACGACGAUGGAGACGACGGAGACGGCGAAAGUGAUAAUAGUGGAGGGGGGAAAAGUACCAGGCGGAGAAGCGGCAGUGGGUACUCUUCCCGAGUGGUGAAUCGAGAACAAAGGAUGAAACAGAAAAGGAGAGUUAGACCAGGGGAAAGUGAAGAGAGGGGGCGCUCCAGUAGCAGCCGAGGAGGGGGAGGAAGUCCCCUGAGGGUGCGACGAAGGAGGGAAAGCCCAGAGAUGCCUCCAACAAGGAGAGACUCGGGAAGUAGUGAAGAAAGAAUCAAAGGCCCGGCGCAUAGGAAUGUGGAAAUGCGGAUGAGGGGUCGGGACAGGUAUGAGAGCCCCGAGAGGAGUUAUCCGGAGAGGAGCUACCCGGAGGAGAGGCAUAGAGAGAGAGAGGAAGAGAGGUACGGAGAGAGAUACGGAGAGAGGUACGGAGAGAGAUACGGAGAGAGAUAUGGAGAAAGACACGGAGAGAGAUACGGAGAGAGACACGGAGAGAGAUACGGAGAGAGAUACGGAGAGAGACGAAUUGAAAGGAGGCUGAGGGAGAGCGAUGACAACGAUGACGAUGAUGAUGAUGGGAGAAAGGGGAAAAGACGGGUCAGUAACGGCCGCGGAAGUAGCGGCGAUAGUGACGUGUACCGCGGGAGGAGGUACAGAAGCCGCAGCAGGAGUGCGCACAUGAGACUGAGGGAAGGGCGCAGCGGGCGUAGUGAACGGGGGAGAAAAAGUCGGUCAAGGAGGCGAAGCAGGUCAAGGAGGAGAAGCAGGUCGAGGAGGCGAAGCAGGUCGAGGAGGCGAAGCAGGUCCAGACGGAGAGGCAGCCCAUCGAGGAGGAGAGGCAGCCCAUCAAGGCGCAGAGACAGCCCAUCAAGGCGCAGAGACAGCCCGUCGAGGGGGCGAAAACACGAGCGAGAUCGCAACAAAACGUAUAAAUUUGAUUCUCCACCCGAGUCGGAAGACGAAGGAGGAAAGAAAAAAGACACCAAUAGUAACCUCCCCAGUAGUGUAAAAAGUGCAGAAGCGAGUAAAGGUGGCGAAGAGGUGAUACCCCAUGCAGCCGCAUACGACAGCGCGAAUAGCACUCAUAAGGGUGCUAUCAGUACUGAUGGUAGAAGUACUAGCCAAGUGAAGACCGAUCAGGGAGCUAGCCAAAGUUACAACUGUAGUAACAUUGACAAUUUAAUUAAAACGUUGAGCAGUAGCAAUAACGUGAUGAGUAGCCUGACGUCCACGCCGAGUAGCAACCUGUUAAGUACGCUAAGUAGCAGUUUGGGUGUGGGGGGGUCUCUUCUGACCGAUGCGUCUAAAUCUAAAGUAGGGAUGAUAAAUAGUGUAACUUUUCAAGAUGGGAAGAAGGUGGUGGGAGAGGAUUUGGGAUUGUCUAACAGUACGGGGUUGUCUAGUGGUGUAGGUGGAUUAGGAUUGAACCCACCACAGCUGAAUAUGAUCCUGGAUGGACAACUGAAAUUGGACAGCCAGACCAUCCAACAGCUGUGCAAAAGUGCACUAGGAAUUAAUGAGCUGUGUUUAUCCUCCCUGGACCCAACUGCGGAGAAGACAGCUCGAGAGCUGUACGUGGGGAACAUCCCACAGCACAUCGACGUGCAGGAAAUUGUAAAAUUUUUAAACAAGUGCCUACUGAUCCUUUACAACAAGGAGAGCGGGAGCGAAGCGGAAAACGGGCAGGGGGACGAGCAGGAAAGGGAAAAGAAACAGGAGCAGGGGAACGAGCAGGAGGAGGGAAGCCUGAGCCAGAGUCAGAAUCAAAGUCAGAAUCAAAGCCUGAGCCAAAGCCAGAAUCAAGGCCAAGGCCAGUGCGAGGACAUCUGCCUUAAGGCCUGCAUCCGGGGAGACACGCACUACGCCUUUGUGGAGUUUAGAACCCUACAGGAUACAUCCAACUGUAUGUUGCUAAACGGGAUCAAUUUUUAUGGAAAUAACCUGCGCAUCGGUAGACCGAAGACCUUCCCUGCGGAGUUAACGAGUCUCAUUCCAGCACCUACCAUCCCAACUAUCGAUUCAUACUACCUAUCUCAAGGAAUAAUAGGUCUUCAAGCCUUUGCUGUUUUCUUCCAAAAUGAAGAAAAGAUGAAAAAUGCAUACCUACCCAUGAGUAUGAUAAAGUUACAGAAACUAUGCGUUUCGAAUAUCUCCAAAAAUAACGAAAGAGGAAAAAUAAAAGAACUACUCGAAGCCUUUGGUGAAAUAAGAAAUUUUGAGUGCUUCGAAGGAGAUGACUCCACCGAUACGUAUAUUGCUUUGGUAGAAUAUACGACCUCAGAAAAUGCAAUACAAGCACAAAAAAUUUUAAAUCAGAAUACAAGCUAUAAAAUACAGUUUGAGUAUGAGAUUUUGAACGACCCUUUGAUUAACAGACUGAUAAAAAGAAAAUACAUGUCAUCAGAGAAUGGUAUUCUUUCUCAACAGAUACCUACGAGGACUGUUGUUUUGAGCAGAAUUGCGACUUUUGAUGAGCUGUGUGAUCCUAGUGAGUACCGUGAUAUCGUUGAGGACAUUAAGAUCGAGUGUGAGAAGUUUGGUUCUGUUGUGGAGGUUGUGCUGCCUGUUUUUUCGCGUGAAACGUUCGACUUCUUGCUCAGGGAGGCAGCCAAGUGCGCGGCUAAAGAGGACCGCACCCAUCCCAACUACGACCUCACAUCCAUCGGCUGCGCUUUUAUAUACUUCGAAACCAUCGAGGCGGCCACCAAGGCGAGGAAGGAGCUGAGCGGCCGUAAGUUCGGAGCGAAUAUCAUCGAGGCGAACUACUACAGCGAGAAGAAGUUCCUCCUGAAAAACUUCAAAGAUGUAAAGUACAAUUUUAAGAAAACGCACUCGUCCCUUUUUAAUGUUAAUUUGAAGAUGGGCAACCUUACCUACUCGGACUGCUCCGACGAGGGCUGA
This is a messenger RNA of Plasmodium cynomolgi strain B, 3141 nucleotides long. Its product is annotated as RNA binding domain. Gene Ontology annotation, cellular component: U2AF complex; U2-type prespliceosome; commitment complex. Gene Ontology annotation, molecular function: poly-pyrimidine tract binding; pre-mRNA 3'-splice site binding. The transcript has 2 exons. The coding region runs from base 1 to 3141 and encodes 1046 amino acids. The record is from RefSeq and is a predicted model, not a curated record. NCBI's taxonomy places the organism in Eukaryota, Apicomplexa, Aconoidasida, Haemosporida, Plasmodiidae.